AUGAUUAUUGACGCUGGUCACUGCUAUUGGAAAUUACCUAAGGAUACGGAACCGCCGCUGGUCACUGCCAAUAGACCUACGCCUAAUUACUGGAUUAUAGGGAUCUUAGCUGCAAUGCCUUUCUACUUCCAGCUCUUUGACAACGCGAAUGUAAUUACGAAUACUGAAAAUUACACGCUUAAAAUGGCACUGCUGCGAAAUCACCUUGGACUUUCAAGUUCCCGGUUUGAUGAAGCAAUAAAGUCUGGCACACGGAGCAUAAUGGUUGUACGCCCGAUGAAGUUUUUUUCUGGCACACGGAGCGAGGUUAUGUCCUUGCGACGAUUCUUUCACGGAUAG
Molecule: messenger RNA, 339 nt
Organism: Ambispora leptoticha
Lineage: Eukaryota; Fungi; Glomeromycota; Glomeromycetes; Archaeosporales; Ambisporaceae
Source: the annotation of a GenBank genome assembly